AUGAUUGGUAGUAUAGACUGCAUGCAUUGGGAAUGGAAGAAUUGUCCUACUGCUUGGAAGGCACAAUAUGCUGGUCGUAGCAAGAGUGCAACUCUCAUUCUUGAAGCUGUUGCUGAUCAGGAUCUAUGGAUUUGGCAUGCGUUCUUUGGAAUGCCUGGGUCAUGUAACGAUUUGAAUGUCCUUUACCGUUCACCGGUAUUUGAUGAUGUUUUACAAGGUCAUGCACCACCCAUAAAUUUUACGGUUAAUGGACAUCAAUAUGAGUUGGGCUACUACUUGGCCGAUGGGAUUUACCCGAGAUGGCCAACUUUUAUACAGGGUAUAACACAUCCUCAUGUUAGAAAAGUCAAGUUGUUUGCUGAUCAACAAGCAGCAGUUCGGAAAGACGUCGAACGGGCUUUCGGAGUUUUACAAGCUAGGUUCGCUAUACUACGACAACCAGCACUUGCAUACGACGAAGAUAUUCUCUGUGAUAUUAUGAAAGCCUGUAUAAUAAUGCACAACAUGAUCGUCGAGGAUGAACGACACAACUACGCACGUGCAGAUGUUUUGAGACGAUACUACGAAGAAGAUCGACCACAACCUACGGUGAGGCGGGCAGACCCGAGCACAAGUGCCACGGUGUUUAACAACGAGCCAUUUGAAUUCAACGUCGGGCGACCACCCAACAUUGAUUUCAACACGUAUUUGGAGAGAAGGAUUUCCCUUCGUGAUAGAGAAAUUCAUUCAUCUCUGAAACAAGAUUUAGUGGAGCACAUAUGGCAGAACUUUCAUCAUAAUGCGGUUGCAUAA
This is a messenger RNA of Chenopodium quinoa (quinoa), 792 nucleotides long. RefSeq lists its product as uncharacterized. The transcript has a single exon. Bases 1 to 792 code for a protein of 263 amino acids. Lineage: Eukaryota; Viridiplantae; Streptophyta; Magnoliopsida; Caryophyllales; Amaranthaceae. The record is from RefSeq and is a predicted model, not a curated record.